Molecule: messenger RNA, 4962 nt
Organism: Pieris brassicae (large cabbage white)
Lineage: Eukaryota; Metazoa; Arthropoda; Insecta; Lepidoptera; Pieridae
Product: zonadhesin-like
Exons: 32
Coding region: 60-4892 (1610 amino acids)
Source: RefSeq, a predicted model, not a curated record
UAUAGGAAGCAUUAAGUAAUUUAGAAUAAUAGGUGAUUCGUGCAUGUUGUUCGGUGAUAAUGUUAAAAUUCCUUGUAAUUGCUGUUGCUAUUGAAUGUGUAAUUGUUGUGUCAGGAUCAGAGCGGUGCAAUGGACAUCAUGAAUACUACGAAAAAUGCAUAAAGACAUGCGAUCCUCAAACAUGCGAAAGUGCUGGGGAAACAUUCCACUGUCCAAUGAGAUCCAAAUGUAAAAGUGGCUGCCGGUGUAAGCGAGGAUAUUUACGGAAUGAAAAUAAAGAAUGUAUGCCUAGUGAUCGAUGCGAUGAUCAAAAUUACGAUAUAUCUUCUACAUACUAUACACCAACAUCAAAGCAUACGGUCGAAAAGUCUGGCAAAGAAAGUCACAAGUACAGUAAGGACAGUAGUAGUUUCUUGAGUGAAACUGACUCAAGUUUAAGCAGUAUUAGUCAAACCCCAUCUAAGAGGCAUACAUACUGCCCCCGCAACGAAGUAUGGUCAGAAUGUACGAACGGUGGGUGCAGCAGGCGAACUUGUUUGGAUUUGGCAUCACCAGUUAUUUGCAUUGACCCAGCCAAAGGUUACUGCCGAUCUGGAUGUGUUUGUAAAGAAAACUAUCUUCGGAAUCGAUAUGGCGUUUGUGUACCUAUUUCUAAGUGUCCUACACCUAAAUGCCCAGAGAACGAAGUAUAUCUUCGAAACAGGGUGACGGUGAAUCAUCCACAAAUGUGUUGGCAGUACUUAUAUGCCAAGCUUGAUGAUAAAGUCGAGACACAAGGACCAGAAUGCAUUUGCAGGAAAAACUAUGCCAGGAACAAUGACGGACAAUGCAUUCCUAUAAGCAACUGUUUUCACAACAUACGAAGAAAAAGAUCAAUUUGCAGGAGUAAUGAGGAGUUCGUACUGAAUACAGCUGGAAUAUCACGGCCUCAAAAUUGCUGGAGAUAUAUUUUAGGUUUUCCAAAAAGUACAGAACCCUUUUUUAAACCAGGUUGCGUGUGUAUUGAAAACUACGUACGAAAUAGCACGGGUUCAUGUAUACCUUCUACAGAAUGUGCUGAUAUCAUGCUAAGGUCUUUAUUCCAUGCGACUUCUUCAAUACAAAGAGUAUCCGUGCUGCAAUAUUGCGGUCUACUCGAUUUCAACAGCAUUAUGUUGAACCUACGUAAUAUAGUAAGCUUGGUUUGUGUUACUUCGGUAAUAUGUAAUGAUAUAGCUAGAGCCGAUAUCCGAUCGUCAGCGAUAUCAUCAUCAACUUCAUUUUCAUCAUCACAUCCGAACUGCAAUAAUGGAGGUCAUCCAGAAUUCUGUGGACCGAACGAAGUAGUUGACGAUUGUGUGAAUGGUGGUUGUGGAAGGCGUAAUUGCUCAGAACUUGCCGAACCACAAAAAUGCAUUGAUGUUAUACAUUGUAUUAGAGGCUGUCGGUGUAGAGACGGAUAUUUACGUGAUGAUAAUGGACAGUGUGUACCGUUAACUAGUUGUCCAAUACCGUAUUGCAAAGAAGGUGAAAUUUUCGAUUUUUGCCCUGGUUAUUGUCAGCCAGAAUGCGGUGUUGACCAAAGCCUUAUCUUAUGUAAACCCUCGCCACAACCUGGUGAUCCAGACUGUAAUCCAACUUGUCGGUGUGCUGACAACUUGUAUAGAACGACAGAAGGCGCCUGUGUGCCAAAGGAAUCUUGCCCUCCAAAAUGUCCGAACGGUGAAGUAUACGAGAAAUGCCCAGACCCAUGUGUACCCAAUAUAUGUGAAGUCAUUUAUUCGACGUACAAACCUUGCCCACCUCGCCCUGAAGAUUGUAAGCCGACCUGCCUAUGUCCCGAUGGCCAGUUCAGGAAUAAACUCGGUCAAUGUAUUACUUCUGAAGAGUGUUUACAAUGUAGAGGUCCUCACGAAUACUUCUCGUGCGGUGGAGCGUGUGAUAAUGAAUGUGACAAACUUAGUCGUGAGAGUAAAAACAAUUGUCCAAUUGUCAAUAUUCAGUGCAACAGAAAAUGUUAUUGUGAAGAUGGAUAUGCACGAGAUGCUAAUAAUACCUGCAUUCCUAUUAACGAAUGUCCACCGGAGUGUCCAUUAAAUGAGCGGUACGUCAAUAAUAUAAAUGAAAAAUGUGAAGCAAAGACGUGUUCAGAACUCGACCAGCCUUUACCGUGUCAGGUAGAUAGGUCUUGCAACACCGGCCCUCCUGGUUGUAUUUGUAUCGAUGGAUAUGUAAGGAACGGUGAUGGUGUAUGUGUACCUACCACAGAAUGUCCUCCAAAAUGUCCGAACGGUGAAGUAUACGAGAAAUGCCCAGACCCAUGUGUACCCAAUAUAUGUGAAGUCAUUUAUUCGACGUACAAACCUUGCCCACCUCGCCCUGAAGAUUGUAAGCCGACCUGCCUAUGUCCCGAUGGCCAGUUCAGGAAUAAAAUCGGUCAAUGUAUUACUUCUGAAGAGUGUUUACAAUGUAGAGGUCCUCACGAAUACUUCUCGUGCGGUGGAGCGUGUGAUAAUGAAUGUGACAAACUUAGUCGUGAGAGUAAAAACAAUUGUCCAAUUGUCAAUAUUCAGUGCAACAGAAAAUGUUAUUGUGAAGAUGGAUAUGCACGAGAUGCUAAUAAUACCUGCAUUCCUAUUAACGAAUGUCCACCGGAGUGUCCAUUAAAUGAGCGGUACGUCAAUAAUAUAAAUGAAAAAUGUGAAGCAAAGACGUGUUCAGAACUCGACCAGCCUUUACCGUGUCAGGUAGAUAGGUCUUGCAACACCGGCCCUCCUGGUUGUAUUUGUAUCGAUGGAUAUGUAAGGAACGGUGAUGGUGUAUGUGUACCUACCACAGAAUGUCCUCCAAAAUGUCCGAACGGUGAAGUUUACGAGGAAUGCCCAGACCCUUGCGUACCCAAUACAUGUGCAAGCAUUUGGUCGAGAUUCAGACCUUGCCCACCUCGGCCUGAAGAUUGUAAGCCGACCUGCCGAUGUCCCGAUGGCCUGCACAGGAGUAAAAUCGGUGAAUGUAUUACUACUGAUGAGUGUUUGCAAUGUAGGGGUCCUUACGAAUACUUCUCGUGCGGUGGUGCGUGUGAUAAUGAAUGUGACAAACUUAGUCGUCAGAGUAAAAACAAUUGUCCAAUUGUCAAUAUUCAGUGCAACAGAAAAUGUUAUUGUGAAGAUGGAUAUGCACGAGAUGCUAAUAAUACCUGCAUUCCUAUCAACGAAUGUCCACCAGAGUGUCCAGUAAAUGAGCAAUACGUGAAUAAUAUAAAUGAAAUAUGUAGAGCAAAGUCGUGUUCAGAACUCGGCGAACCUUUACCGUGUCUGCAAGAAGGUUAUGAUAAUACUGGUCCUCCUGGUUGUUUAUGUAUUGAUGGAUUUAUAAGGAACUGUGAUGGUGUAUGUAUACCUACAACUGAAUGUCCUGCAUGUGGAGGAGAUUUUAAUGCUACCACUGGACCUGGUACUUUUUGCAUAACUUGUGACAACUAUAAGAGAAAGAACCAAGUUGCUUGUAUACUUUUAUACAAGAUAAACGGUUGUGCUUGCAAAGAUGACUAUGUUUACAACAACCGUAUAAAUCAGUGCGUCUUGCCUCAAGAUUGUCGUAGCUUAGACUCAGGGGACGGACAAAGGAUCAUUGGACCGUUGUUUCCGUGCGACGUGUAUCACUUAUCCUUCAUAAUGUCUAAGUAUACUUUAGCAUUAUUGUUAGCAGGGUUAAUUUGUACCAUCAACUGUGAUAGUUCAUCAUCAUCAUCAUCAUCAUCAUCAGAUGAAAGUGAUGAACAGAAACGUUUGAGAACCAAUUUCGACCAAGGGAACGAUGACUUCACCGCGCACUUUUUAUACGACGUAAUUGACGAGAAGCCGAAUAAGAGUGUGAUAACGUCUCCGUUCAGUCUUCUAUUUCUUUUAUCGCAAUUAGCUCUUUAUGCUAAAGGGAAGACAUAUGAUCAACUGGCGAAUAUCCUGAAUUUGAAUAAGAGAAAUGACAUUCGAUCCACGAUACCACAAUACUUGGAUGAAAUCAAUUCUCAACGGAACGUUAACUUCUCUUUAGCAGAAAGAGUGUUUGGAAGUAUCGAUUAUCCGUUCAGUAAAGCCUUUAAACGGGACACCAAACAUACCUUUCACGCUCAGGCAAAAAACUUGGACUUCAGCGAACCGAAGGAAGCUGCUAAGGAAAUAAAUUCAUGGAUUGCAUCACAGACAAAUGAUCUUAUUGAAGAUUUAGUUUCACCAUCUGCUCUAGACGAAAACACUAGACUUGUGCUAACAGAUGCAAUUUACUUCAAGGGAGACUGGAGAAAUCCGUUCAAUUCUAAAAAUACUAGACCGCAAACAUUCCACGUCACAAACAGGAGGAAGACUUCAGUGAAAAUGAUGAAUCAGAUCGGACAUUUUAAUUACGGUCAUAUAAAACACAUACAAGCAAAGGUCGUCCAAAUGUUUUAUAAAAACGAAAACUUCUCCUUCCUCUCAAUAUUGCCCAAUAAGAGGCAUAGUGUACAUUCAGUGGCUAAUCAGCUGCAAGAACUAGACUUACAGUAUGAUGUCAUAAAUAAUUUAGACUCAGCUCGAGUGAAUCUUUCAAUUCCUGUAAUAAACUCUGAAUCAGAAACUGACCUAGCUGAUGUCUUAAAGAAGAAUGGAGUAACAGCGUUAUUCAACAGCAGUAGCUCUGAUCUAUCUGGUAUACUGAAAUACCCGGAACCGUUGUUCGUGUCAAGUGCGAUUCAAAAAGCCAAAAUAAUUGUAAACGAAGCGGGUUCAGAGGCAGCUGCCGCAAACGCUAUUACCGUCGGAGCAACAGCCGUAGAAGCUGAACCUGAACAAUUCAAUGCUAACCAUCCCUUUCUCUAUUACAUUAUGUACAGAGACACGGCGAUAUUCGCAGGACAUUAUGCGGGUGUACAAUAAAUAAAUGCCGCAUAACUUUUGAACAAUUCAAAACCUUAUUUUUCGUUUUCAUAAUCAGCGAACGUAUACA